This is a messenger RNA of Naegleria gruberi, 3465 nucleotides long. RefSeq lists its product as uncharacterized. NCBI's taxonomy places the organism in Eukaryota, Heterolobosea, Eutetramitea, Acrasida, Naegleriidae. The record is from RefSeq and is a predicted model, not a curated record. Gene Ontology annotation, biological process: motor neuron axon guidance. The transcript has 2 exons. The coding region runs from base 1 to 3465 and encodes 1154 amino acids.
AUGGCAAAUGUAGAUCAACAGGAUUCUGCUCGUGUAAUAAGGGAUAUUUGGGAAUUGAUUGUUCAGUGCCGAGAUGUUUCCAAAUCACUUCAAAUAGUGCAACAGUUUGUUCUGGAAGAGGAACAUGUAUUUCUCCAAAUUUAUGUAAGUUGCCAGUUCAAGACUAGUUCAUUAUUUUGCUAUGGAAAAAAGGCUUCCAAGAGUGAUGCCUGUUCUGGACACGGAGCAUGCAUCGACAUGGACGUGUGUAAUUGUGAUGAUGGAUAUUAUAGUGUGGAUUGUUCGAAGAAAUAUUGUGGCAGUUACAACUCCACAGAUACUAGAGCUUGUUCAGGAAGAGGCUCGUGUGGCAAUAAUGGAAUUUGUACUUGUCAAUUAGGUUUUUAUGGAGACGAGUGUGAAAAGGAAGGAUCCAAUUCGAAUAUUAUUACAAAUACUAGGAUUGAUCUGUUUUGUAAUGGUUUGAAUGCAACUGAUGAGAGCGUUUCAAAUCAAAUUUGCUCUGGAAAUGGAAAAUGUAUUGGAACGAAUACAUGUUCAUGUGAAUUGGGAUAUUCUGGAUCAGAUUGUGAAAAGAUUUCAUGUUAUGGUUUGGAAAUGGAUCAUGAAUAUGUAUGUGGAGGAGUUGGACAAUGCGUGUCGAUGAAUCAAUGCUUGUGUCCACAUCCAUACGAUGGACAGGAAUGUGAACAAGUCAAAUGUUUAGGAAAGAACAUGACACUUUACAAUUCAACUGAUUAUUCAAGAGUAUGCUUAGGAAGGGGAAAUUGUUCUCAAUCAGGAUGUGAAUGUCAAUUAGGAUUCUAUGGAGAUGCAUGCGAAAUGUCAACUUGUUUUGGAUUGAAACAAAAUGAUUCAUUGGUUUGUUCUGGACAUGGACAAUGUAUGGAUCUGGACAUGUGUGAAUGUUAUUCAUCUGCUCAAAAUGGAUAUUGGUUUGGAGAUGACUGUUCAGUUUGUGAUCCAUUCCAUUCAGGAGAUAAUUGUAAAAGUCAAUUAUCAUGUUCAAAUGAAAUGACAUGUAAUAAUUUGGGAAUUUGCUCUCCAGAUAAUUCAUCUUGUUCAUGUUCCAGUGAUGUUUAUGUAGGAAGUUAUUGUGAUGAAUGUAAAGAGAAUUACUUUGGUCCAUCGUGUCAAGUGAAUUGUGUUUCGAAUAGUACUUGUAAUGGAAAUGGAGAAUGUUCCAGAGAUGGUUUAUGUGAUUGUUAUCAUGAUUUGGAUCAUGGGUAUUGGACGAAUGGUACUUGUAAUGAAUGUCUAGAUGGAUAUUAUGGAAUGGAGUGUAAAACUCAUGUCAAGAAUUCAAAAUUUUCAUUCGAUAAAUUUGGAUAUUUUGUAAAGUUUACAAUAAUAGCUCCAAUUGCUACACUUUUCAAAAUUGAAACCACAAUGAAUCCAAUUUGCAACACUUUCUUUAACUCUCCAAGAAUUGGUCAACUUCCAGUUUAUUGUAAUUUUACAAUUUCAUCUUUAGAAUAUUUAGAAGGAGAAAUGGUUGUUCAACUUCCUUCAGAUUCACAACUAGUUCCAGGAGAUGAUUUACAAUUCAAAAUACUCCAUUUUGAAGAUCCCUCUUCCAAUCAAUUGAUAAGAAUCCAAUCAGAUCCACAAGAGAUUAUUCCACCACUGCCUUUCAUUUCAACUCUCAAUUCAACAAUUACGUACGAAUCAAGCAUUGCACUGAACGCGAUCAAUUCAAGAAAUGAAAAGUUGUAUGACGAGAAUUUAUAUUUCGAAUGGUAUUUAUUUACUAGCUCAUUGAAUUCCAUUCAAGAAAUUUCAAAUCUGAAUCAAUCUAUUCAUGCAAAGAGUGGAACGAAUGCAAAAUCCAUUAAAUUGACUAAUUUACCAGUCGGUAGUCAUGUGAUUCAGUUGAAACUGAAAAACAGAUUCAAUGUUUGGAGCGAAUCAGCAUUUUUGAAUAUAACAAAAUUAUUAGAUAGUUCAACAAGUAGCUCAAGUCAAAACUCAGUUCCUAUAAUUUCAGCAAAGAUUUUAUUGAACACAAACCCAUUCUACUAUACCACUGAUUUAGUAACAACGCUAACUCAGUCAUUCAUUAUCAAGAAACAAAUUACCAUUAAUGGUAUUGAAGUCAACCAUCCAACUGUGAAAGUUGCUUGGGAAGUUUUGAAUUCUGCAAAUGUCAAACCAACAACCACAAUAUUUGAUUACAAUUGUACUGAAAAUACUAAUUACGAACUGGCAAUUGUCAAGAGUACCGUAUCAGGUUAUGGAAAUUACACAAUCAAUUUGAGAGUUUACAACAUGACAACCAACCAACUGCUGAUUUCGAGAAGUCAUCGAUUGAUUUUCAUUCCUGUCCUGACCAAAAUAUCCUUCACAGCAACCACUGUUACCACUUUCACAUCCAGUUCUCCUGAUUUCCCAUACAAACUUACUCUCAAUUUUCCUCAAUCUUCCUUCGCAGAUCCAUUGAGUAGUAUUUCAUGGAAAUGCACAGAUACUAUAGUUCCAGACACAAAGUGUGAUUCAGAUAUGGAUUCCAUAAUGUCUGCUGCUGCAAAUAGCACAGUAAUUAGCAUUCCAGCGAAUAUCUAUCUGAGAAGAAGUCGUUCAGUAAGAGUUCAUGCAUUUGUAAGUGUGGGAAAAUAUGUCUAUACUGCAUCUAAUUAUAUGGGAGCUUUUAAUGGAAUUGCUUACUCUGGAUGGACCGACUCGUCUGGAAUAAGUUGGGGUUAUUCAAGUGGUGUAGGUCAUUGGUUUGCAUUUGCAGCUGCCACAUCCUAUUCUCUCUACAUGCUAAAGCCACCAAAUUGGUUGGCAGUUUCUGGAGCUGGAGCUUUAACUGCAUUCGAUUAUUUGAAUAAUAAUCAGGCAAUUGGUUCUUAUUCUAAUUAUUUACAAUUGGACAAUUCGAAUAACAAUAGAGUUUUAAAAGUGAUUCCUGGAAGCAUUCCUUCAUCCAUUAAAAUCUUGAAAACUGUCAGAUCAUUGACAGAAGAUGGUGUGCCAAUGGAAUUGGAUAUGUACUUUGUGAAUGAGAACUUUAUACCUCCAACCAUAUCUUUCCAAACCAUUGAAAUGCAAAAUCAAACCAAUGGUUGGAUUUAUUUCAAGGUUCCAUUCUCAGUCAGUACUAGAUACCACAAUAAUUAUUACAUUUACUUUAAUCUGAAUGUUGGAACCAAUAUUUCAAUACAAAUAACUUCCAAAGAUUAUUUUCAACAAGUUGCAGAGUUUGCACUUCCACAGUUUUUGAGUCCGUUCACUAUUACCUAUUCACUUGAUUACUUUUCGUAUGAUGCAACAGGAAGUUCAAAAACUCUUUCGGUGGCUGGUACGUUAAUUUCCCUCCCAGCUCAACCACUCAAUUCCAACUUGAAUGCAAGAGCAUUUCAAUUGAGAAUGAAAUAUCAUGCUGAUAACGGAUUUGGUGGUGAUAUAACAUCAUUUAUUAGUAAUGCCAAUACUAAUUACAUUCCAGUUAUUCCAAUUUACUGA